Dunckerocampus dactyliophorus (ringed pipefish) is the source of this 2139-nucleotide messenger RNA. It is a transcript of the gene ddt, whose product is annotated as D-dopachrome tautomerase. The transcript has 3 exons. Bases 195 to 551 code for a protein of 118 amino acids. Gene Ontology annotation, molecular function: phenylpyruvate tautomerase activity. Lineage: Eukaryota; Metazoa; Chordata; Actinopteri; Syngnathiformes; Syngnathidae. The record is from RefSeq and is a predicted model, not a curated record.
GGCAGAGGGAGCGAGCUUUUACCAACGUACACUUGCGCAGCCUCACAGGCUGGCAUCCGUUACGUGUACAAGUAUAUUGUACGCGAAAAGAUGAACCAUAUCCGUUUCCGACUGGAUGUGACGUCAGCUUGGCACUGUGUAUAAAUAAUUACCUAACGUUUCCUGGGUUGGUUUUCUUUUGGUGAGGACGCAAGAUGCCGUUCGUAGACUUCAACAGCAAUUUACCAGCCAGCGCUUUCUCACAAGACUUUCUCAACAAAUUUACUUCUUUCACUGCCGCCGUUUUGGGGAAGCCUGAUGACAGAAUGAACGUGAUGUUGAAGCCAGGGCUGCCAAUGAUGGUAGCAGGCUCCUGCUCUCCAUGUGUGAUGCUGUCAAUCUCUGCUCUGGGGGUUACUGACACUGCUGACAAGAAUAAGGAGCACAGCGCCAAGAUCUUUGACUUUCUGACUCGGGAGCUUUCCCUGACUGAAGACAGGAUUGUUCUGCAGUUCCACAGUUUGCAGCCUCACCAGGUUGGAAAGAAGGGAACGGUCAUGAGCUUCCUGUGAAGCCCAUCCUGUAAAUAAGUGACAGAAACACAAUAAAGUCUAAAAUGUUAAUGUUUCAUUCAUUUCAUGAAUUAGUCGUGUGUGUACACAAUCACUAUACUAUAUACUACUAUAUCACCGCUCGGUCUGCUGAGUUUUUACUUAUUCAUAGUUCAUUCAUUUUACUUUCACAGAUAUUCACAGCAUGUUACUAGAGCCCCUUUUUUCACCCCUUUGUACGCUGCCGGGAUGCAAGCGACGAGAGGCCAGCACGAAAAGGAACGCGCAUGCGAAUUUAGGAGGCCUGUAGUUUGCAUAGUUCGUUGUUCAAUUAUUUUGGGGGGGAAAUGAUGAGGAAAGACAGAGGGCUAGUGGUUAGCAUGUCGUCCUCACAGGAGAACCUCCGCACUUGCUAUAGGGAACAAUAUACAAUCCAUGUGUAAACAGCCCACAGCGAGUUGCACAUUCCAUUGUAUUGCGUUUCCCUAUUCAUUUAAGUGAACUAGUGAGGCGGAACAAUAUACAAUACAUUAUGUAAACACUGCCAACCCUUUCUGAAUGUCUUCUUCUCAGCCUUCUUCACUCACAGACUGGCUUUAAGAAUAAGGAGGAGGAUAAGGAGAAUGAGAGGAACUGCAUGUAGUGACUGUAAUAGACGUGGGAGUUUUAAUUUAAUUAAUUUAGAGACAAAAAGUGAGUAAAUAAACAUAAAAAGUAAAACAAAUAUGUUCAGAACAACAAAUGAACUUUCUUCUCUUUGUCUUCUUUUUGUUGAUUUUUUUUAUGUCACAAACAAAACUGAGCCGUCCGUGACUGUUUUGAGAAGGAGGGGCCACAGCAGCAUUCACUGCUCAUUGAAAAGAACGGUCCAAAAAAACAAAGUCUCCAAAAUUCUCCAAUAACACCAGGAAAAAGUCCUUAGAUUUGUUGCUAGUAGCUUUUUUUAGGGGUGUGAAUCCAUCCAUCCAUCCAUCUUCUAUGUAGUUUAUCCUAAUUAGGGUCGCGGGGGUAUACUGGAGGCUAACCCAGCCCACUACGAGGCGUGGUACACCCUGGACUCGUCGCCAGCAGGGCACAUACAGACAAACAUUCACACCAUUCACACUUACAUUCAUACCUAUGGACAAUUUAGAGUCGCCAAUUAACCUAACAUGUUUUUGGAAUGUGGGAGGAAACCAGAGUAUCCGGAGAAAAUCGAUCCAGUAGAGGGAGCCAAACGAGUACAGUGAUAUUGGUCCUGCUGAGCCGAAAGAGUGCAGUGAUAUACUGAGUCCAGCAGGGGGAGCCAGCGGGGAGUGCAUUACUACACUUUUAACACUAGCCUACACUGGUCUUAACCUACAUACAUUAUAUCUUUGUAUUUGUGUUGUUUACAUUUGUGUUGCUUUUCAGCAAAGUGGUAAGUUUUUGGCUUAUUUUUCCUUCUUUUUAACUCCAUUUUAAACACUUUCUAAAGUGUAGAAUAAGUAAAUCGGAGUGGCUAACUAGUUAGCUCGGUAGCUUGCUAUGCAUGCAGCGGCCGUCUGUUUUGUCCCCGCAGUGAUAUGGUAGCCUGUGCAAUGUGAUGUAAACAAAGAAUAAUUGGAGCUUAAAAGUGACUAUUGGGGUG